AUGGCCCGGCAGGGGGCAAUUAACAUACAGGGUCUCUCUCUCCGAUAUCCCGACGGAACUCUGGCUCUGGAUGACAUCUCGAUGCAUAUUUUCCCGGGCGAAAAGAUCGGAAUCUGCGGCCGCACUGGGAGCGGGAAAAGCUCUCUCACGCUAGCCAUGUUGCGUCUCAUAGACUUCUCACAUGGCAAUAUCACAAUCGAUCAGACUGACAUUCCCAAGAUUGCCCCCGGAUCAAUCCGAGAGAGGCUGAUAGCUGUGCCGCAGGAUCCGUUCACACUUUUGGGAACAAUCCGUUAUAAUGCAGACAUUAUGGGACUCUCCAGUGACAGCGAGAUUACAUCUGUGCUGAAACAGAUUGGCGUUUGGGAAGCGAUCGAAAGCCGUGGGGGCUUGGACGCACUCCUUGAGGACCAUCCACUGUCAUAA
This is a messenger RNA of Penicillium concentricum, 426 nucleotides long. RefSeq names its product ABC transporter integral membrane type 1. Gene Ontology annotation, molecular function: ATP hydrolysis activity; ATPase-coupled transmembrane transporter activity; ATP binding. Gene Ontology annotation, cellular component: membrane. Gene Ontology annotation, biological process: transmembrane transport. The coding region runs from base 1 to 426 and encodes 141 amino acids. Lineage: Eukaryota; Fungi; Ascomycota; Eurotiomycetes; Eurotiales; Aspergillaceae. The transcript has 2 exons. The record is from RefSeq and is a predicted model, not a curated record.